Parathielavia appendiculata is the source of this 480-nucleotide messenger RNA. RefSeq lists its product as uncharacterized. NCBI's taxonomy places the organism in Eukaryota, Fungi, Ascomycota, Sordariomycetes, Sordariales, Chaetomiaceae. The record is from RefSeq and is a predicted model, not a curated record. Bases 1 to 480 code for a protein of 159 amino acids. The transcript is spliced from 5 exons.
AUGUUCAGUUCCUUGAUGAAACAGCUGAGUUGUUUUAUCAACACCACAACCCAGGGCAAGGUUCUUGUCACAGGGGCGGCCCGCGUCACAGCAACAUCAAGCAACAACCGGUGCCCGCGUGUUGCAAAAUAUUACAGGCUCAUGUGCUCCCUUGAAUGGAUAGCACACCGGUUGGCACCAAGUGUUCACAACUUCAAGUUCUUCGUCCAGUUCGCCGACGACCUCAGUCAAAGGGCGGACCGGAGCGUGUCGGAGCUCGAGAACGGCGUUCUGAGCCGUCUGAACAGGAAUGGAUGCCGUCAAUCACCACAGAAGAUGCACCUCAGGACCAGGGAGUGGGGGCAGGACCCGGUGAAGCUCUUCGCCAACAUGUACGAGCUCAACGAAGCAAUCUGCCACAACUUUGCCACAACUAUGCUUCUUGACAUGACUUCGCUGGACGGUCAGAUCGCCAUGUCACGGCCGGCAAAACAACCCUGA